AUGGGGUUGUUUGCUGCGCCCCUCAUGCGCAUUCAGCGACGUGUCCUGGCAGUUGAGGCGAGUCUCCGGUACUGCCUGAUGCGCAUUCGGGACAGUGCAGAGUCCGUGGCGUUCUUCCGCGGCUUCAAAUACGAGUACGAGUGCUGCGCGGAAAUCCUGGACUAUGCGAUAUGGGCCGAAUACAAGAGAACCAGCAUCCGGCUCCUCUACAGCAUUUUCACUGUCUUAACCCAAAAGGGGGUCGACCUUGUACCAAAGCUGAUUCUGGCUCCUUUCUGCCUGCAAGGCAAGCUGGACUAUGGCACCGUUCAUUUGGCAGGCUCCUUGUUUGCAAGCGUCAUGGAUAGCAUGAUGGAUCUGGGCCAACGGCUUCCGCAAAUCUCCAUCCUCGGAGCGGAAGCUAUCCGCGUUGAGGAGCUUUGGGAUGCACUGCGAAAGAUCGAGGAGGAAGGCAAAGGCGAUGAUGCGAAGAGUGAAGCCUCUACAGGGACGGAUCCGGAGGGCUACUCUGACAUCGAGGGCCUGAGCUCUUCCGAUGAGGCGGAGGUGGACCUACCGGAGGAGCAACUGCACAUCGAGGACAUCGACCCUGUGACCUCCAACCUCCGGCUCCAGCUGUCGCAGGUCACACUGUUCCCACCUUUCGGCAAAGCUCCACUUGUGGAGAACCUCUCCUUCGAACUCCUCGACGGACAGUCCCUUUUGAUUGAGGGCCCCAGUGGAUGUGGGAAAAGCUCGUUGCUGCGGGCCAUUGCAGGCCUCUGGGUAAGUGGCCAUGGCAAAAUUCGCCGAAGCAAUCUCCAGAGGUGCUUCUUUGUGCCGCAGACGCCCUAUCUCUGUCUCGGCUCGCUUCGAGAUAGUCUACUCUAUCCGCCUCGAGAAGGUGUGGAGGAGCCAAGUACUCCACUGAUCUUCGAGGUGUUGAGCAAGCUGAACAUCGACCAUCUUCCGAAACAAUUCGGCAUGGACGCGGAAGUGGACUUGCAGAAGAUCCUCUCCGGGGGUGAACGCCAGCGGCUGAAUCUCGCGAGGCUUUUGCUCCAACCAAAGGUGGAUCUGGCCAUCAUGGACGAAUCGACAGCUGCCUUGGACGAGGAGAACGAGCGCACGGCCUACGAACUCGUGAAAAAUCAUGUGGGUUGCUACAUUUCUGUGGGUCAUCGCCCCGGCCUCCUCGCCUGCCACACGCAUCGGCUCCAGCUGGUGAAGACCACGAGCGACACUUGUCGUGGAGUGCUGACGGAAGUGGGAGCUGCAGGGCAGCGCGAUCGGCGCAGCACUAUGUGA
Molecule: messenger RNA, 1287 nt
Organism: Symbiodinium sp. CCMP2592
Lineage: Eukaryota; Dinophyceae; Suessiales; Symbiodiniaceae
Source: the annotation of a GenBank genome assembly